GUUAAAUGAGCCAAACAGACUGAGGACGACAGCAGAGAAGAAAGCAUCUGAAAAGCAAAGCUUAUAGGAUCAUGAGACUUUACAUCCUUUUCAGUUUUCUGCUUUUGGCCGUGAUUUGCAGCUCUCGUGUUGAUGCUAGUCGAGUGACAUUUGGCCCCCUCUGCAGUGGUAACACAAGUAACCGUAAAAGAGGAUGUGAUACAAAGUAUGGCUGUGGAAACUAUGGGGCCGGCCGUGGGAAUCGGAAACAUAUGGGUCUUGACAUUGUGUGUGCUGAUGGUGCCACAGUUUAUGCUCCAUUUGAUGUGAAGCUGAACGGCAAAGCUGCACCAUACAUAAAGAACAAUGCUAUCAAUGAUGGCAUUAACUUAAGUGGAGAAGGUCUCUGCUUCAAGCUGUUCUACGUUAAGCCGGACCGUUACACCGGGACCCUGAAGAAAGGGCAGAAGAUCGGAAGUCUGCUCCCAAUGCAGAGCGUUUAUCCUGGCAUCACUUCCCAUGUUCACGUUCAAAUGUGUGACAAAUCAGAUCCCACCAAGUACUUCUGAUGCCGAUGGAGUUGAUGAUCACAUGCAACGGCAACCAUCAAACCACUUUAAAAUAUUGUGCCAUUUAUAUCAGCUUCUUACCUUAUUUCUUUAUACUGGUGCCCAGCACUCUGCAAUCUAACAAUAAAGUUUUGAAGACUA
Messenger RNA from Rhinichthys klamathensis goyatoka, 689 nucleotides. RefSeq names its product leukocyte cell-derived chemotaxin-2-like. Bases 72 to 548 code for a protein of 158 amino acids. NCBI's taxonomy places the organism in Eukaryota, Metazoa, Chordata, Actinopteri, Cypriniformes, Leuciscidae. The record is from RefSeq and is a predicted model, not a curated record. The transcript is spliced from 5 exons.